AAGCGGCUGGGGAUGAUGAGGAGGCGGAGUCCGAGUCCGAGUCCGAGUUGGAGCAGGAGGGAAGAGGGGGAAGAGAAAGAUCCAUGACUCGCUUAAAUACACACACGGAACGGGAAGAGAAAGAGAAGCAAAAAUGGGUAAGGGUCCCUUCUCUUUCAAGUGCAGCAGCAGCAUCCGGCGCCGCCCCAAGAAGUUCAUUGGCCCUCCCCCUUCCCCUUUUCCCUCGCCGCCGCAGCCGUUUCGAUCUCCUCCGCCCUCCAAUGUCCAUAUCAACAAUACCAAUACCAACAACAAUAAUAAUAAUCUGAACGCGGUUGUUGCUGGCGGCGGUGGCGUGAAGGGGAAGAAGAAGGCCGGAGGAGCCAGUCUUUGGAUGCGGUUUGACCGCUUUGGCGGAUCAGAGCUCGUCGAGUGUGACAAGAAUGCUAUUAUUCGACGCGCUGCCAUUCCCGCCCGGGACUUGAGGAUUCUCGGCCCUGUCUUCUCCCAUUCCUCCAGCAUCCUUGCUAGGGAGAAGGCCAUGGUGGUUAAUUUAGAGUUUAUAAAGGCUAUAGUUACAGCGGAAGAGGUUUUGUUGCUUGAUCCUCUUCGGCAGGAGGUUCUUCCAUUUGCGGAUCAGCUAAGGCAACAACUUCCUCAGAAAAGGCAAUCCAGGAUAGAAGAAGCAAGUCCACUAGAUGAACAAGGUAGUGGAAUGAAUGUUUCAACCGGAAGGCAAUGGUUACCUGUUCCCGAAGUCGUUGAAGGUGUGCAGUGUGAUCUCCCAUUUGAGUUUCAGGUUCCGAAGAUUGCAUUAGAAGUCGUCUGCACAUACUUGAAUUUUAGUGUGGCAGACCUUGAGCGAGAAGCCUACCCUGUUUUAGAUGAACUGGCUAGAAAUGUUAGCACCAAAAACCUUGAACUUGUGAGGAGUUUGAAAAGCAUUCUUACGCGUUUGCUUGCACGUGUACAGAAGUCGCAUGGAAAUACAUGGCCACCACCUUUUCAAGAGGAGGAGAUACCGGAAUUGUAUUCAUCAGUGUUGGGACUGAAAUUUUUGGUACUUUGGAGGAGACAUACAUAGAGAAUGCAGUGUUGGUGACCAAAGGCAGAGAAGUGAAAUAUAAAACAAUGCUUCGUUUGGUAGCUAGUUUGCACCUUUCCAGCAACAUGUUAUCUGGAGAAAUCCCUAAAGAGCUGACCAGCCUCAUUAGCUUAGAAAUGUUGAAUUUAUCUAAUAAUCUUUUGACCGGAAGAAUCCCUUGCAAAAUCGGUGAUAUGGGAACAUUAGAGUCGCUUGAUUUGUCCGUGAACCAACUUUCUGGCGAAAUUUCUCUAAGCGUCUCUAAUUUGACAUUUCUCGAUUACCUGAAUUUGUCCUAUAGCAAUCUGAUAGGGCAGAUUGCAAAAAGCGUUCAGCUUCAAAGCUUUGAUCUGUCCAGUUAUGCUGGGAAUAAACUUUGCGGACCUCCAUUGCUGGAGCGCUGCAGUACAAAUGAGGCCAUGCCACCGGUAGGUGAUGAGAAGCGCGAAGAAGGUCAUUUACUUGAAGAUGGUGGGUUCUAUCUGAGCUUGGGGCUCGGAUUUGCAUUCGGGUUUUGUAUUGUUCUUGGUUCAUUGAUGUCCAAUGUGCCGUGGAGCAAUGCAUUUUCUCAGUUCCAGAAUAACAUUGUGAAGAAGCUCUAUGCUGCAAUCGUUGAACGUUAUUAACUAUUUUGUGGCAUAGUUUUUUAUCUUUUCCUUGGUUUUCAUUUUUCCAGUACAAAAUUGUAAGAUUUGCUUUAUAAAAUUGUAAGAUUUUCCUUGUUGAA
Molecule: messenger RNA, 1790 nt
Organism: Pyrus x bretschneideri (Chinese white pear)
Lineage: Eukaryota; Viridiplantae; Streptophyta; Magnoliopsida; Rosales; Rosaceae
Product: magnesium transporter MRS2-4-like
Exons: 3
Coding region: 134-1063 (309 amino acids)
Biological process (GO): magnesium ion transport
Molecular function (GO): magnesium ion transmembrane transporter activity
Source: RefSeq, a predicted model, not a curated record